Messenger RNA from Gloeophyllum trabeum ATCC 11539, 1725 nucleotides. RefSeq names its product general substrate transporter. The transcript is spliced from 10 exons. Gene Ontology annotation, molecular function: carbohydrate:proton symporter activity. Gene Ontology annotation, cellular component: plasma membrane. The record is from RefSeq and is a predicted model, not a curated record. Gene Ontology annotation, biological process: carbohydrate transport; transmembrane transport. Lineage: Eukaryota; Fungi; Basidiomycota; Agaricomycetes; Gloeophyllales; Gloeophyllaceae. The coding region runs from base 64 to 1641 and encodes 525 amino acids.
AACGGCAAGGUCAUCCUGCUCGCCGUGUUCAUUGCUUUCGGCGGAUUUCUCUUCGGCUACGACAUGGGCGUCAUCUCCGGCUGCCUCAUCAUGCCCGACUUCAUCCACCGCUUCGGCCAAGGACCGCCCGGCGCGCGCGUCCUCACCAGCUCGCGCCAAUCCAUCAUCACCUCCGUCAUCUCUGCCGGCACCUUCCUCGGCUCCCUCCUCCAAUCCCUCACCUCCGACCGCCUCGGCCGACGCCCCUCCCUCCUUAUCUGGGCCGCUAUCUUCACCGCGGGCAUCGCCGUGCAAGUGGGCACCGGGACGGCGCUCGCGCAGCUCGUGCUCGGCAGGUUCGUCGCCGGCCUCGGGGUGGGCGCCAUGUCCGCGAUCGUGCCACUCUAUAAUGGGGAGACGGUCCCGCGCCGGCUGCGCGGCGCGAUGUUGGUGAUGUACCAGCUGCAGAUCAACUUCGGGUUUCUCGCGAGCUACGUCGUCGAGCAGGGCACGCACACCAUCCGCGGCUCCGCCUCCUGGCGCAGCCCCAUCGGGCUGCAGCUCCUCUGGGGGCUCGUCCUCCUCUCGGGAAUGUUCUUCCUCCCCGAGUCCCCGCGGCACCUCCUCUUCCUCGCCUACUCCUCCUCCACUUCCCCUUCCGAGUCCAAGUAUGCCUCCCGCGCCAGGCGGGUAGUAGCCCAGAUGAACGGCGUGCCGGCGGACGACGCGCUGGUGGACGACGUCCUCGCGGAGCUGCAGUACGGGAUAAAGGCGGAGAACGAGGGCGGGAGGGCCGGCUGGGCGGAGUGUUUCAGCCGCAAUGCGCGCCUGGGGUACCGCACGGUGAACGGGAUGAUGCUGCAAGGCUUACAGCAGAUUAAUGGGCAGAAUUUCUACUGCGACAACUUCGAACUUGUCGUGACAGAUUACUACGGCGACACGUUCUUCCAGAGCGCGGGAGCCCCCUUGUCGCCGUACUCGAUCCAGACCAUCCUCGGCGUCGUCUCCGUCGUCGGCACCCUCCCCUCGCUCGUCCUCAUCGAGACCUUCGGGCGGCGGAACUCCCUCCUAACCGGCGCAGCCCUCCAAGCUGCAUUCGCCCUCAUCGCGGGGCUCGUCGGGCACUUCACCCUCGCCGCCCCCCACACACGCCCCACGCAGCGAAACAAAGAGGGCGGCGGCGUGCUCAUCGCGUUCGCGGUCCUGCAGGUGUUCGCCUUCUCCGCGAGCUGGGGGCCCGCGCCGUGGGUGUACGUCGGCGAGAGCUUCCCGCUGCGGGUAAGGAGCCGGUGUAUCGCGCUGGCGGUGGCGACCAAUUGGGUGUGGAACUUCCUGGGCUCGUUCUUCGCCCCGCGCAUCGCAGCGCGCAUCGGCCCGCUCAUACUCCUAAUAUUCUGCGGGAUCCUCGUGUUCGCGUUCGGGUAUGUGUAUUUGUUCAUACCGGAGACCAAGGGGCUCCGACUAGAGGAGGUGGACGAGAUGUACCGCUCGGGCGUGAAGCCCUGGAAUUCGUAUAGUUGGCGGCCGAGCUUGUUCGAGAAGCCCCGGGAGGAACCACGGGAGGCUGGGGAUGGGAAGGAGGAGGAGUUGGAUGGGUGCGACUCACUGGGGAGGGAGGAGGAAGGGAAGGUCGAAGUGGAGGAACAGCAGGUAGUUCGGUGAUAUUGUCGGUGUCGAGGACAAGGGCGGUUCGGCGAUAAAUGGUAGCAUGAAUUGUGAGCUCGAACAGCGACGUCCAUGCUCUCU